This is a messenger RNA of Eruca vesicaria subsp. sativa (arugula), 2026 nucleotides long. Lineage: Eukaryota; Viridiplantae; Streptophyta; Magnoliopsida; Brassicales; Brassicaceae. The record is from the annotation of a GenBank genome assembly.
AUGCCGUUGGAUAACGACGGCGACUUGACUCUAACGGAGCUCAUCUCCUCCCUCCUACACCGUAUCCCCAACCUCCUCAGCUUCAAAUCCAAAUGGUCUUCAAUUCGCGUCAAACUCGCCCAUCUCAACACUCACCUCUCCGUUUUCCCCGCCUCUCCUUCCAACCAGCUCUCCCUGGAUCUUCUCCUCUCCCUUCGAGAAACGCUACUUGCCGCCGUCUCCGUCGCGGCUAGGUGCGAGGGACCAGAUUUAUCUGAGGGAAAGCUCAAGACGCAGAGCGACGUCGACUCAAUCUCAGCGAGACUCGAUCGCCACGUCAAAGACGCUGAGGUUCUGAUCAAAAGCCUUAUUCAGGAUAACGGAACAACCGUUUCGAAGAAGGAAGCUGCGGCGAGGAAUCUGGUCAUCCGAUUGCAGAUCGGCGAACCGGAAUCGAAGAACUCAGCGAUUGAAUCGUUGCUUGAUUUGAUUCAGGGGGAUGAUAAGAACGUGGUGAUCUCCGUAUCGCAAGGAGUUGUUCCCGUUUUGGUUCGGUUGUUAGAUUCGUGUAGUAGUCUGAGUAUGAAGGAGAAGGUUGUUGCCGUGGUUUCGAGAAUCUCGACGGUUGAGGGCAGUAAACACGUGUUGAUAGCUGAGGGUUUGUCUUUACUGAACCAUCUCCUUCGUGUACUGGAUUCAGGAAGUUCGUUCGGUAAAGAGAAGGCUUGUGUUGCUCUGCAAGCUCUGAGUUUGAGUAAGGAGAAUGCUAGAGCGAUUGGCUGUAGAGGAGGUAUUUCGUCUCUUCUUGAAAUCUGCCAAGCUGGGACUCCUGCCUCUCAAGCUUUCGCUGCGGGUGUGUUGAGGAACUUGGCUUUGUUUGCAGAGACGACUAAGGAGAAUUUUGUUGAGGAGAACGCUGUUUUUGUUCUUGUCUCUCUCGGUUGUUCGGGUACGGUUCCUGCUCGAGAGAAUGCUGUAGGGUGUUUGGGUAAUUUAGCAUCUGGGGAUGAGGAUAUGAUGAUGUUGAUUGUUAGAGAAGGAGGGAUUAAGUGUUUGAAGAGUUUCUGGGAUUCUGUUUCCGAUGCUAAGAGCAUUGAAGUAGGGGUUAUGCUUUUAAAGAAUCUAGCCUUGUGUCCUAUUGUAAGAGAAGUUGUUAUCUCGGAAGGGUUUAUCCCACGUUUGGUUCAAGUGUUGAGUUGUGGGGUUCUUGGUGUGAGAAUCGCAGCUGCGGAAGCUGUUUCUGCGCUAGGGUUCUGCUCCAAAAGCAGGAAAGAGAUUGGUGAAAGCGGAGGCAUCGGUGCAUUGAUUGAUAUGUUAGAUGGUAAAGCCAUGGAAGAGAAAGAAGCGGCUUCUAAAGCUCUAUCAACGUUAUUGGUGUGCACAAGCAACAGAAAGAUUUUCAAGAGGAGUGACAAGGGUAUACUCAGUCUUGUUCAGCUCUUGGACCCGAAGAUCAUGAAAUUGGAUAGGAGAUACACAAUCUCUGCGUUGGAACUGCUUGUAACUUCUAAGAAAUGUAGGAAACAAGUCGUUGCUGCUGGUGCUUGCUUGCAUUUGCAAAAGCUUGUGGAGAUGGAUGUUGAAGGAGCUACGAAAUUGGCAGAGAAUCUUGCUCGGAGUAAGAUUUGGGGCGUCUUUGCAAGGCCAUAAGAGACUGGAUACGUUAUUAACUUGUAUGUAAGGAACACUGAUGAAUCUUCUUGUGCCACUUCUCUCUAUAUGUUGUUUGAAUUGAUUGUUCAUAAGGUUUGGUUGAUUGAGUAGGGGAGAGAUUAAUUGCUGAUUAGUUCUGUAGACAAACAAUAAUAUUUUCAUAGAGUUUGUAAUUCUCUGUUUCUAUUUUCCUUCACAAAUUUUGUUCAUUGUCCUAAAACUUCAGCAUCUAGUCCAAAUGUUUGAUUGAUUCAACUGAACCUCGGAAGAGGGUAAUGUUUCUUCAUUAUCUGCAAUCUCAAACUGUUUUGUUGCAUUUUUGAGUUGGAAUCUAUCUGGUGGUAUGUCUUAUCUGACACAUCUCAAAUAAUGUUGGUCGGAAAGCACAUGGCCC